CGCAUGCUGAGAUCGAGAGAGAGGGAGUUCAGCAUCGUUCACUCCGGACCCGCGGAAGAUGAGCAGCCCGGCGGCGCGCCGUCGUCGCGGGUGAGAGAGAGCGCGCCUACCGGACCGCCGCUUUUUUUGUCUUCCGCCUCCCGAGCAUGUCGUCCCCGUCGCCGGUGCAGAUAAGAGAGGCGAACGCGCACCUGGCGGCGCUCCACAGGCGGGUCGCGGACCUGGAGCAGAGGCUGGGGACGCGGAGAAGACCGUGCGGGGAGCAGGCGGAGAGCCUCAUCCGCAAAGACGAGCAGCUGAGAGCCACCGCGCAGGAAAUCACGGAGGCCAAGGACAAAGAGAUUUUCUUCCUCCACGAGAAGCUCUGUCAAUCAGAGGAAUCCAUCCAUAAACUCAACCAAACAAUUAAGGAGAAAGACUCUCUAAUCGGACAGCUCCAACACCGAUGUCAGCUGCUGGACAACAUUUGCAAAAGCCGUCCGUUGUUGGACAGCAUGCUGGCUCAGAUGGCCGAGGCGGAGAGGAUGGGGCCCGUCGGUGACUUGGGGAAGCCCACGACCAACAGCUCUCUCAUGGACGGAGAAUCCAGCCCCAGCCGUCUGUCCAACCACAAAGACUUCUCCCUCAGCGAGGACGACUCCGACGAUCAGGAAUUAGACGGGGUUGUGUUUGGGACCACCGUAUGAGAGUCUCAGUUCAACUGCUCCACAUCUCAGGUUCAGCAGCCUGCGUGUUCCCGGCGGUCACCGUUGGUUCAGCGUCUGGUAGAACAUCUUGUUGUAUCAUAACACGGGUUAGCGGAGCGCGAAUGGGAUGCUGCUGUAAAGAGCAAACGCCUGGUCAUUCGUGCAAGUAUGCCACAUGUCUUUUAGGUUUAUCCCUCAGACUGCGUCGUUUCUCGGUAGUGAAUUAAUAAUUUUUUAAAAAUAUAUUUACCGUAUGGAUUUAUCGUGUUACAUGAAUAUUAGAGAAGAAUGUUUUUUUUCUUUUUAACAUUUGCAUUGGAAUUAACCGUUACAUGGAGUCCACCUGCAAUUUUAUUUGUUACCAUAAAAAGAGCGUCUGGGGAAAUGUCUCGGAGAUGUGAUGUACUGUUUUGUCGGAGUCUCUCAGUGAGCAAUUUCAGCGGUUCUAAUGACGGAUUUAGAUGAUUUAGACCCGGUGCUAUCCACUGUAUGCCAUGUGCUGCUGUCAAAUAGGUUUAUAUCAUAAGUUUGACCCUUGGUCUCAAACCCCCGUAUUAAAAUGCAACAUAAUACACUACUUGCUUAUACUGGAAGGUUCAAAUGGUUCUAAACCUGUAUAACUUUCACAUAGUUUAAUUUUAAGAGUCCAUUGGACGAGAGACUUUUUUGGUUCUACAGAGGAUAUAAUGUGAAUUUAAAUGGUUACGUUUUUCUUUCAGAUAAGUCGGUGCCUAAACAAUUUCAGAGCUGCUUGUGUUACCUAAUUAUCAUCAGGCUUUUUCCUCAGAAAUACGAAUAUACAGCAGAUCAUGCAAACCCUACCGUUAAAUAUUUUAUUUUGAUAUUUGCUUUUAUAUUAGUUCAAAUUUUUUUGACAUUUUGGGAUGGAUGAGCUAUCCCUUUAACUGUGCAUUUCUUAUUAAAUGUUAUUUAUGUAUAUACAACUUCUUGUGGACGCAUUUUUACUAAAUAAAUGUAAUGCAUUAGGUAUUAAAACCCUUUUUUUUUUUUAAUGAUGUUUAUAAAUAUUCCUAAUAACGGAGUAACCCACGAGACCACCAUUGUGCGGCUGUGCUCCAGGCUGCUGCUCGUGACGCGCGCUGUAAUUAAAGGUGCAUGCAUGUAAUUAAAUGAUCUAUGCAGCGAAGUUGUUCUCUGAGAGCCUCCCUCAAAAAAAAGGUUCGCUCCUAAAAUAGAGCAUUACCAGAUAAACCGAGCGAGCUAAAGCUGUUGCGUCGACAGGCUCGUGGUUGAGAAAUCAGAAAAAACUUUUUUGUUGUUGUUGUUGAAUAUCUUCUAUAGCCGUUUCCUGGGUUGAAUGAAUUAUGUACACAUAGAACAGCUGUUAUUUCGGUUCUAAUGUGAUGCCGAUGCAUAUAGAUAUGGUAUAGGCCUUUCGUUUUAUUUAAUUCGGCCUAGCUAAAUCAAGUCUAUGCAAGCCUGUCAUAUUCUGCCAUGUUGCCAGAU
Messenger RNA from Puntigrus tetrazona (Sumatra barb), 2153 nucleotides. RefSeq names its product vimentin-type intermediate filament-associated coiled-coil protein-like. The transcript is spliced from 2 exons. Bases 147 to 686 code for a protein of 179 amino acids. The record is from RefSeq and is a predicted model, not a curated record. Lineage: Eukaryota; Metazoa; Chordata; Actinopteri; Cypriniformes; Cyprinidae.